Molecule: messenger RNA, 1969 nt
Organism: Myotis brandtii (Brandt's bat)
Lineage: Eukaryota; Metazoa; Chordata; Mammalia; Chiroptera; Vespertilionidae
Product: 60S ribosomal protein L36a-like
Exons: 1
Coding region: 199-516 (105 amino acids)
Biological process (GO): translation
Cellular component (GO): ribosome; cytosolic large ribosomal subunit
Molecular function (GO): structural constituent of ribosome
Source: RefSeq, a predicted model, not a curated record
CGCUUCUUGUGGCGCUGUUAUAGUGGGAAGAUAGAGCACAUAUAAAAAGUAAGUGAAUUAUAUAGUAGUUUGGAAAAUAGUAGGUGCUGGGAGGUGGCGGGGCAUAGAGCAGGCUCCAGGGGGGCAGGAGCUCCAGAGCUGGGGGCGAGUCUUUAAGAAAGUGGGGAGUCCCUUUCCCUGCUGAUAGCUCCCGCAGACAUGGUGAAUGUUCCUAAAACCCGCCGAACUUUCUGUAAGAAGUGUGGCAAGCAUCAACCCCACAAAGUAACACAGUACAAGAAGGGCAAGGCUUCUCUGUAUGCACAGGGAAAGCGGCGUUAUGACGGGAAGCAAAGUGGCUAUGGUGGGCAGACUAAGCCGAUUUUCCGAGAAAAGGCUAAAACUACAAAGAAGAUUGUGCUGAGGCUUGAAUGCGUUGAGCCUAACUGCAGAUCUAAGAGAAUACUGGCUAUUAAGAGAUGUAAGCAUUUUGAAUUGGGAGAAGAUAAGAGAAAGGGUCAAGUGAUUCAGUUCUAAGCUUCAUAUUUUGUUUGAUUAUAUGACAAAAUCAUGGUAUGUUCACUUCAAAAAAAAAAAAGUGGGGAGUUAUCCUUGAAGACAAUUGGGAAAGAGCGUCACAGGCAGAGACAGCAGCCAGGGCAAAGUAGGAAUGUGCUUGACAUAUUUGAAGAACGGCAGACCAGUGUGGCCAGAGCAGAUUCAGAUGGUGCUAAAGUCCGAGAGGUCACGGGGGUCCACCACCUCACACCUGUGACUGGGAAGCCAUUGGAGCUGUGAGAGACUCGAGUGGGUGGAGGGAGGUGGGAGAGCAAGGAAGGGUCCAGACAGGGAAGUCAGUUCCCAAAGCCAUGCAGUGGGGGCGUGGCCCACGGUGGCGGCCUUGGAAGUUGUGGAAAGACGUCAUUCUCAGUCUGUUCUGACAGUGGAGCAAACAGGAUUUCUUUUAAAAAGUCAAGGAAGACUCCAUGGUUUUCUAACCUAAGCUACUAAAAGGCCGAAGGAAGGAGCCAUCGCUCAGGAUAGGGACGGCUGUGUGGAGCAGUUUUGUCAUAGAGUCUAUGACAUAGACUGUUGGGGGCGCAGAUGGACAGGAGAUGGUUUUUAGGCAUCAAACUGGAGAUUUGAGUAGCAGCUGCACAUAUGAAGCUGGUGUUUGGUAAGAGGUCUGGGCUGGAUGGAGUUGAGACUAGAUGAGAUCAGACAGGGAAGGCAUAUUCUCUGAAAACAGCCCUCUGACCUUCAGCCAGGCCCUGAAUCCUCCUGGGCCUUAGCUUCCCUCACAAUCAAAUGGCAGUAAUCACCCAACCAGUCCAGGGACGGAGGCAAAACCUGACUGAGCCCAUUCUGAGAUUGGAGCAUCACGAAAUUAUUUGGGAUUAUUACAGACAGCAUAAUAACCCACUUCUAAUGGUUUCCAUUUAAAGCAAUGGAGCUUCAGUCUCAUCACAUAGACCUACUCAUGGGUUAUUUUGAGAAUUAGAUGAGUUAAUACUUGUCAGUAGGUUAGGAUAGUGCUGGGCCCAUAGUUAACACUCAAAUAGAAGUUUCGGUUACUAUUUAUUCACCUCUUUUAAAUAGGUUUCUUUGAGUUAAGUCCUAAGGUAUUAUCUUGCUCUCUCACUGUCUUUCCUCUGACCUCUUUGUCAGCCCAACCCCUCCUUUAGUUCUAGGUGGACACAAUCGGAAGCGCCUCUUCCUCCAUAAUAACUUCAGAGGCUGAAACAGGUACCAGGCAGGAGGCUGGAUUUGCACAUUCCCCCCCAUUAGCUAGAAGGACAUCGUCGUUAAAACUGUGGAUGGAGUCCCUCAGGAGAAUGAGGACCCUCCUCUCCUGAGCCCACACUGGCUCAGAGCUGAGACCCAAAGUCACACCCGACCUUUUCACCAUCCUCCUCCCUCCUCCCCACACUCCCUUCCUCCCAGUCUGCACCGGCGGAGGAGCCACUGCCCUUGCCGUCUGAGUCAUCUG